Molecule: messenger RNA, 1038 nt
Organism: Arachis ipaensis
Lineage: Eukaryota; Viridiplantae; Streptophyta; Magnoliopsida; Fabales; Fabaceae
Product: aquaporin TIP4-1
Biological process (GO): transmembrane transport; water transport
Cellular component (GO): membrane
Molecular function (GO): water channel activity
Source: RefSeq, a predicted model, not a curated record
AGCUGGCACAUAAUAAACUAACAAUGAUCUUCAAUUCUUCAUGGUUUGUGAGUGAGCUAUCAUAACACAUAACAUCAUUCUCUCAGUAGAGAAAGGAGUAAAAGCCGCCAUGACGAAAAUCGCUCUAGGGACCACCCGAGAGGCUACCCAACCCGAUUGCAUUCGGGCCCUCGUUGUCGAGUUCAUAGCCACCUUCCUCUUUGUCUUCACCGGCGUUGCUUCCGCCAUGGCCGCCGAAAAGCUUAGUGAUGGAGAUGGACUAUUGCGUUUGGUUGCUGUGGCCGUGGCAAGUGCAUUUGUGGUGGCUGUGAUGAUUUCAUCCGGUCAUAUCUCCGGCGGGCACCUCAACCCUGCCGUGACCCUUGGGCUGCUGGUCGGCGGGCACAUCACGGUGGUCCGAUCGGUCCUUUAUUGGAUAGAUCAGUUGGUAGCAUCUGCAGCAGCUUCUUACCUUCUUUGCUACCUUUCCCGGGGACUGGCAAUUCCAGUUCAUACUCUAGCAAGUGGAGUUGGGUACAGUCAAGGGGUGAUUUGGGAGAUAGUGUUGACUUUCUCAUUGUUGUUUACUGUCUAUGGAAAUAUGGUGGAUCACAAGAAGGGAGUUCCUACUGGACAGGGGCCCACAAUAGUCGGGUUUGUUGUUGGGGCCAAUAUCCUCGCUGGUGGAGCUUUUUCUGCGGCCUCAAUGAACCCAGCAAGAUCUUUUGGGCCUGCAUUGGUCAUGGGUAACUGGACCGAUCAUUGGAUUUAUUGGGUUGGGCCUCUUAUUGGUGGAGGCCUUGCAGGCUUCAUCUACGAGCAUUUUCUCAUUGACCGUACGCAUACUUUACUCCCUCUUGACGAAGAAAACUAAUCACGAUUUUGGAUUUCAACUUGUUUUUAUUAGCUCCCUAUCAUAUCUAUGGGGUAUUUUAUUUCUUCAUCCUCAACUAAUUUUUUUUUUUUUAGUGUAAUUUGUGAAUUAAAUGUUGGGAAUGCCCUCUUUAUGUAGAAUUAUUAGUUCAUUAAUGAUAUGAACCCGAAUAAAAUUAGAGUUGC